Molecule: messenger RNA, 696 nt
Organism: Strongylus vulgaris
Lineage: Eukaryota; Metazoa; Nematoda; Chromadorea; Rhabditida; Strongylidae
Source: the annotation of a GenBank genome assembly
AUGGCAGCGGUUUCUUUGGACUCUGCGGAACGGCUGGCCUACCGCUUUGUCCAUUCUCUUUCCUAUUUGAGUUGGUUAGUGAUCCUGGUUUUUAUCACUUUGUCGUUGUCAAGGACUUACGCUCUACAUAAGAAUUUUAGUGCCCACAUUGAGAUCUAUAAAAGUUUCAACGAACACCUCUUGGAUCAUCAACAACAACUGGACUUUUCCAAGCGCGGGGAUCCGCUUAGUCUAUGUGUGGGGAAGGAAUGGUACCGAUAUCCCUCAUCAUUCUUCCUACCUCAAACUGCUAUUGAUGGACGUUCCAGGAAACGAGGAGUCCAUCUUCAUUUUCUAAAAAGCGAAUUUUCUGGACUUUUACCGAAAUACUAUCCGCAAGGCAGGUUGCCAUUUAUCACACGCCGCAUCCCAACAGAAAUGAACGAUUUGAAUCAAGAGGAAAUGUCAAGAUACGUUCCACUUGAUUCGUGCGAUUACAUCGUAGAUCUGGAAACUCCGGAUCAAACCACAUCUUUGGAACCCAACUAUGGACUCAUGACCGACACCUUCGCUCGAUUACAUUCUCAUCCUUUUUUGGUAUCGUCAAAAUCUCACUGGUUUUAUCGAGCUUUCUUCGUACCAUACCUAUCUGCAAAACAUACAUCGUUUGCGAAUUAUACCCUUUACCAACGGAUACCUCCUACCCUGAGAAUUUAG